AUGGGGCCUUCUCAGCUUGUCCGUGCCCCUCGGCCCCGGGGCUUAAUUUCCCCUUACCGCCGGCCAGGCAUGGGUUGGCCUCGGCCCCGCUUUCCCACGAUGUUCAAGUGUAGCCACAGAAGGUACCGGCAGAAACGGCAAGGCCCAGCUGGCACCAAUGUAACCACCAAUCUUGCCAGUGUGGCCACGGAUAUCAACAAUACCCAAACUGCCACCACCAGGGUGUUGAUCCUUGCACUGCAAGUUCUCAGACACCUCUGUCAACCUGGCAGCUUUCUGAUCCUCUGAAACAUCCAGAAACUAGUCCAGAAGCUUGGCUGGCUCCGGACCUUCAUCUCCUCAGGGCCACGAGUGGUGAAUAGCAGACAAAUACAGUCCUUUCUGCUCCAA
Molecule: messenger RNA, 390 nt
Organism: Bubalus bubalis (water buffalo)
Lineage: Eukaryota; Metazoa; Chordata; Mammalia; Artiodactyla; Bovidae
Gene: P3R3URF
Product: PIK3R3 upstream open reading frame
Exons: 2
Coding region: 1-288 (95 amino acids)
Source: RefSeq, a predicted model, not a curated record